UCUGUAGAUGACGGUCAGAUUCGUGCCCAGACAUCGUGAUGGCUCCAUGCUAUUUCAUUUUCUUCUCAGAAAGGAAUCAUCCAUAUCCGCACUAUUCUUCAGAUAGGAGUUUCCUAGAGGUUAAAAGUAAGACUCGUUGGCAACUUGACUUUCAUCGCUUCAACGACCUUCUACCAAACAACCAUGUCCACAUCAGCAGCUGUCUCGCAGUCCGCGAAUAUGUCCGACCUUCUGCCCACCCACUUCGUCGGGACCACCAUGAACGCAGUGCAAAACGAUGAGGGGAAAUUCCGCGUCUACUUCCAAAACAAAGACUACCAGAUCUACGAAAUGUCGUUGAACGACCCGAAGAGCACGGUCUACACCCUUCUCAAACUCACGAACAGCAACAUACCUGCUGCUCGUAUCAACACGCCCAUCGCAGCUGUGGCGAGUAACGACUUAGAAGAGAUCCACGUUUUUUACAUCACUGUGAACAGCCUUGUGCAGGAGAUUUGUCACUCCAAGCCUCAUGGUUGGCAAAAAGGCGCGACCAUUGGCAUCGCUGUUGAGAACAGCACCUGUUUGUAUGCGCAAGACCGAUCUAGCCACGAUACCAGUGCCAGUCACCAUGAGGCCAUGCUCAGAGUCGGAUUUCAGUCUGUGGUUGCUCCCCAGACUAUCACAGAAGCUUAUCGUCUGAAAGACGAGUGGAAGACGCGUGUACUCUAAACUUGGA
Molecule: messenger RNA, 718 nt
Organism: Suillus plorans
Lineage: Eukaryota; Fungi; Basidiomycota; Agaricomycetes; Boletales; Suillaceae
Exons: 3
Coding region: 184-711 (175 amino acids)
Source: RefSeq, a predicted model, not a curated record